GGGCUUAUAAAGGAGAGAGGAGUCGUGCCCCUCGCCCCUAACCUCCUGUGACCCCAGAAGAUGCGCAGACGAGUCUCCUGCCCCGUUCUGAGGCUCGCGCGGUCCAACCUCGGGUUGCCUCGCUGCGCCUCACGUCUCCUCACCGCGCUUCGCGUCUACUCCUGGCUUCGCCGCACCGGACGAGUCAUGCCGCGCCUGCCCGUGCUCUGCCUGUUUCCUCGCCGCCGUGUGACCCUGGUCGUCCUGCAGCCUGGCCUGCGCAUGGCCCACUCGGAGCCUCCGCGCCAGCGCCCGGUGUCGACCAUUGAAGUGGCUGUUGCCCUCGUGGUGUUUUUCACCGCCUUCCUAACCCCACGUGGGUACGUGCUGAGCAACCUGGACCAGUUCAGAAGAGAGUAGUGCAAGAAGAUGUGGAGCAGCUGUUAACGUCCAGCAACUUUCAGAAAACGCUGUGCCCUCUUUAAAUGAGUAAAAAUGCUUAGUUGAGUUGAUGGUGCAACCGUUGUGGGUGUUCCCUUUCCUGACCAUAUGCUUAUGGUAAAUAUUUUGCACUUUUUUACUAUGGUGCAUUAGAGAAAGAGUGUGUAGUCAUUUAAAAAUGUUAAAUAAAACUGAGGCACUUGUUUAUGCUUGC
Messenger RNA from Cervus elaphus (red deer), 634 nucleotides. RefSeq names its product cytochrome c oxidase subunit 8C, mitochondrial. NCBI's taxonomy places the organism in Eukaryota, Metazoa, Chordata, Mammalia, Artiodactyla, Cervidae. The transcript has 2 exons. The coding region runs from base 61 to 399 and encodes 112 amino acids. Gene Ontology annotation, biological process: mitochondrial electron transport, cytochrome c to oxygen. The record is from RefSeq and is a predicted model, not a curated record. Gene Ontology annotation, cellular component: mitochondrion.